Impatiens glandulifera is the source of this 510-nucleotide messenger RNA. Its product is annotated as lachrymatory-factor synthase-like. The transcript has a single exon. NCBI's taxonomy places the organism in Eukaryota, Viridiplantae, Streptophyta, Magnoliopsida, Ericales, Balsaminaceae. Bases 1 to 510 code for a protein of 169 amino acids. The record is from RefSeq and is a predicted model, not a curated record.
AUGGCAAGUAUUGAAGUAGAAGAACAAAAGAGAUGGGAAGGCACAACCAAAUCCAAAAUAAAUGGGGUCAGUAAGGAUCGUGUAUGGCCUUUCCUAGCGGACUUCUUCAAUUGGCAAACAAUAUUUCUUGCCAUAGAGAGUUCUGUAGGAGUGGAGGGAAUUUCAGGAGAGAUAGGCUGUGUGAGGAAAGUGGUCCUCAAACCUGAAGCAAGCCUUGGCUGGGAGGCUAAAUAUAGUAGAUGGGGUUUUGAAAAACUUGUGGAAAUAGAUCACGCUCGCAAAUGGAUGAGGUAUGAGGUUCUUGAUAAUACAUUUGGGUGGAAUAAUUAUGAGGCUACAAUAACUCUUUUACCUCUCCAAGGGAAUUCCGAAGGUUCUGAACUUGUUUGGUCGUUUUCGCUUGAUCCGGUAGAAGAUGGAAGGUCACUAGAUACUAUGAUUGCUGCUUAUAAAGCAAACCUUGAAUCUGUUUCUGCGCGUGUGGAGCAAUUGUUUGGGAUUUCCAAAUAA